AUGAGGGGCCAGGCCGCCGCCCCGGGGCCCCUCCGGACCCUCUGCCCAUCGCUGCUGCUGCUGCUGCUGCUGCUGCUGGGGCGCUGGGCGCGGGCGGCCGCGGGGGCGGACGCGGGGCCCGGGGCCGAGCCGUGCGCCACGCUGGUGCAGGGCAAGUUCUUCGGGUACUUCCAGGCGGCCGCCGUGUUCCCGGCCAACGCCUCGCGCUGCUCCUGGACCCUGCGCAACCCGGACCCGCGGCGCUACACGCUCUACAUGAAGGUGGCCAAGGCGCCCGCGCCCUGCGGCGGCCCCGGCCGCGUCCGCACCUACCAGUUCGACUCCUUCUUGGAGUCCACCCGCACCUACCUGGGCGUGGAGAGCUUCGACGAGGUGCUGCAGCUCUGCGACCCCUCGGCGCCCCUGGCCUUCCUGCAGGCCAGCAAGCAGUUCCUGCAGAUGCUGCGCCAGCAGCCGCCCCGCGAGCGGGGCCCCGGGCUGCCGGCCGCGCCCCAGAGCCCCGGCGACGACUUCUCCGUGGAGUACCUGGUCGUGGGCAACCGCAGCCCCAGCCGGGCCGCCUGCCAGAUGCUGUGCCGCUGGCUGGACGCCUGUCUGGCCGGCAGCCGCAGCUCCCACCCCUGCGGCAUCAUGCAGACCCCCUGCGCCUGCCUGGGCGGCGACACCGGCGACCCUGCCUCUGGCUCCCUGACCCCCCGAGGGGACGUCUGCCUGAGGGACGGCGUGGCCGGCGGCCCCGAGAACUGCCUCACCAGCCUGACCCAGGAUCGGGGCGGGGACGGCGUGCCAGGUGAGUGGCCGGGUGGGAGAGGGCUGGCUGUCUGGGCACAGGGCGGUGGGAGAGGGUCCUCUCUGCGGGGGGGCUGCCCCGGCCACCUGCCCCUGGGCAGCGCCCUCCCCCCGGGGAAGCCAAGCGCUGAGGGCAGGCGACCUGAGGUGUUCGCCACCGGCCCCGGAG
Molecule: messenger RNA, 958 nt
Organism: Lynx canadensis (Canada lynx)
Lineage: Eukaryota; Metazoa; Chordata; Mammalia; Carnivora; Felidae
Product: adhesion G protein-coupled receptor B1-like
Exons: 1
Cellular component (GO): plasma membrane
Molecular function (GO): G protein-coupled receptor activity
Source: RefSeq, a predicted model, not a curated record